Messenger RNA from Penicillium daleae, 1194 nucleotides. Its product is annotated as Gfo/Idh/MocA family protein. Gene Ontology annotation, cellular component: cytoplasm. The coding region runs from base 1 to 1194 and encodes 397 amino acids. The transcript has 2 exons. Lineage: Eukaryota; Fungi; Ascomycota; Eurotiomycetes; Eurotiales; Aspergillaceae. Gene Ontology annotation, biological process: NADPH regeneration. The record is from RefSeq and is a predicted model, not a curated record. Gene Ontology annotation, molecular function: oxidoreductase activity; nucleotide binding.
AUGACAGUCUCUAUCCCAACGGCACGCAAAGUCCGCGUCGGCAUACUCGGCUGCGGCGAGAUUGCGCAAGUGGUGCACAUUCCCACCUUAAAUUUCCUCUCCGACCUCUUCCAAAUCACCUAUCUCUGUGAUAUCUCCCGGACCUCACUCACCCACUGCAAGGCCAAAGUUGUUGGCCUCGAAGCCCCUGAGACCACAACCGAUCCCGAGGAACUGUGCGCAUCUCCGAGAGUCGAUGUCGUCUUCGUCAUUAACAGUGAUGAAUACCACGCCCUCCAUGGAAUCCUCGCCUUGAGCCACAAUAAACACGUCUUCAUUGAGAAGCCGAUGGCGCUCAAUGAUCGUGAUGCCAACGCAAUCAUUGAGGCCGAAAAGUUGUCAGAGGGUCGCGUUAUGGUCGGAUACAUGAGACGAUACGCUCCGGCGUUUGAGGACGCAAUUCGCGAGAUCGGCGGAAUGGACAAGAUCCUCUACGCCCGUGUAAGAGGUAAGUUGGAACACCCCCUACAGUGGUGGACGUUGGAAGUAAAUAAGCUUAUCACAUUUGCAAUAAUAGACAUUAUCGGACCCAAUGCCACAUUUGUGGAGCAGUCCGGAACAUUCCCCAAACGGGCCACUGAUUUCAUCCCGGCGGACACAGAUGAUCGAAACGAACGCGCAGCGGAGAUUGUCUGCCAGGGAAUGCAGAAGGAGGCUGGAGUGAGCAGCUCCGAUGUUCUUCCUCGCAUCUGGAGGGCUUUGGGAGGCCUCGGAUCCCACGAUCUGAGUUUGAUGCGAGAAGCCCUGGGCAUGCCGGUGGGUGUGGUCGGUGCCUAUCUGAAACCGCCGUUUUGGAGUGCUAUAUUCGAAUAUCCAACCUUCUCCGUGACCUAUGAGUCUGGUCUAUACUCUGUACCGCGCUUUGACGCACACUUUGAAGUCUAUAGCGCGACCAAGACGGUUCGCGUCCAGUACGACUCGCCUUAUAUCAAAGGAUUGCCUAUCACCAUGCAUGUGCAGGAGAAAGUCGACGGUUUGUAUAAAGAGAGCGUGAUCCGUCGGACAUAUGAGGAUCCAUACACAAUAGAGAUGAAGGAAUUGCAUGCGAUGGUGGUGGGUGGCAAAGCAAUUAAAACAACGGCUGAGGACGCCAAGAGGGACCUCGAAAUCUUUAGAAUGCUAGUGCGAUCAGCGGCUACAAAUAGAAAUGAGUAG